AUGUUGUCAACUAGUCAUUCUAUUAAACGUUGUUUUUCAACCUCCUCUCCGCUUUUGAAAACACUCAAAAUCGGUUUAAUUCCAGGUGACGGGAUUGGUAGAGAAGUUAUUCCUGCUGGUCAAAAAGUGUUGGAAAGCUUACCAUCGAAAUUUGACUUGCAAUUUGAGUUUGUUAACUUGGAUGCGGGAUUUGAAUUGUUCAAGAAGACUGGAACUGCUUUGCCUGACCAGACAGUUGAAACAUUGAAAAACGAAUGUGACGGAGCUUUGUUUGGAGCUGUCUCUUCACCAACCACCAAAGUUGAAGGAUAUUCCUCGCCAAUUGUUGCCUUGAGAAAGAAAUUAGGCCUCUAUGCCAAUGUUCGUCCUGUCAAGUCAGUCAAGGGUGUUGGUAGACCGGUUGAUAUGGUCAUUGUUCGUGAAAACACCGAGGACUUGUACGUUAAAGAGGAAAAGACUUACCAAAAGGAAGACGGAACCAAAGUAGCUGAAGCAAUCAAGAGAAUCAGUGAAACUGCUUCAAAACGAAUUGCCAAAAUGGCAUACGACAUUGCAUUGCAAAGACAAGCUAUUCGCGAUGCCUCCCCAGGCUCAGAGCAACUCCACUCAAAGCCAUCAGUGACUGUUACUCACAAAUCAAAUGUUUUGUCACAAUCGGAUGGUUUAUUCCGUGAAUCAUGCAGGUCCGUUUACGAUGCCAAUAAGGAUAAAUACAGCGGUGUUGACCACAAGGAGCAAAUUGUCGACUCAAUGGUUUACCGUAUGUUUAGAGAACCAGAGAUUUUUGAUGUCGUUGUUGCACCCAAUCUCUACGGUGACAUUCUCAGUGAUGGUGCCGCAGCUUUAGUUGGAUCUUUGGGUGUGGUUCCCUCAGCCAACGUUGGUGAAAACUUUGCAAUUGGUGAGCCAUGUCAUGGAUCAGCACCAGAUAUCGAAGGUAAAGGUAUCUCAAACCCAAUUGCCACUAUUAGAUCAACCGCAUUGAUGUUGGAAUUCAUGGGAUACCCUGAAGCAGCAGCCAAGAUAUAUGAAGCAGUCGAUGCAAACUUGUCUGAAGACAAGAUCAAGACUCCAGACUUGGGAGGUAACUCAACCACACAAGAAGUGAUUGAAGACAUUGUGAGAAGAUUCUAA
Lodderomyces elongisporus is the source of this 1134-nucleotide messenger RNA. It is a transcript of the gene LYS12, whose product is annotated as homoisocitrate dehydrogenase. The transcript has a single exon. Gene Ontology annotation, biological process: isocitrate metabolic process; tricarboxylic acid cycle; L-lysine biosynthetic process. Gene Ontology annotation, cellular component: mitochondrion. NCBI's taxonomy places the organism in Eukaryota, Fungi, Ascomycota, Pichiomycetes, Serinales, Debaryomycetaceae. The coding region runs from base 1 to 1134 and encodes 377 amino acids. Gene Ontology annotation, molecular function: isocitrate dehydrogenase (NAD+) activity; magnesium ion binding; homoisocitrate dehydrogenase activity. The record is from RefSeq and is a predicted model, not a curated record.